This is a messenger RNA of Malania oleifera, 2600 nucleotides long. Its product is annotated as fimbrin-2. The record is from RefSeq and is a predicted model, not a curated record. The transcript has 14 exons. Gene Ontology annotation, cellular component: actin filament bundle; actin filament; cytoplasm. Gene Ontology annotation, biological process: actin filament network formation; actin filament bundle assembly. The coding region runs from base 344 to 2341 and encodes 665 amino acids. Gene Ontology annotation, molecular function: actin filament binding. Lineage: Eukaryota; Viridiplantae; Streptophyta; Magnoliopsida; Santalales; Ximeniaceae.
UCCCCCCGGGCCCUCUUCCUCAACUCUGAAGAGGAAUUUCGACUUUCUAGUUUCAUUUUGAAUUCUCAAACUGCUUUGACGAAUCUGCCCCUGAUUCCUUCAAUUCCUGUUUGAGAGGGAUAUUAAUUAUAAGGGGACAAAAUAGUCACAUUUUGAAUUCUCUAACAACUGUGGACGCAGCUCCUGUCCAGUCCCCUGUGCUUCCUUCCUACUGAACUUGGAGGGACUGCCUGCCAGAGAGAGAGAGAGAGAGAGAGAGAGAUUGAGAGAUAGCAACGUAUUCCUAUUCUAUCUGCAUUUUAAGGAAGUGGGUGUCUCUGAAAUUUUGAUCAGGCAAAGCAAAAUGGCUGGAUACUUCGGAGUACUGGUCUCAGAUCCAUGGCUCCAAAACCAGUUCACCCAAGUGGAGCUUCGCACUUUGAAGUCCCAUUUCCUGAGCAUGAGGAGGGAGAGUGGGAGCCUUACUCUCAGGGACGUGUCUAGGGCAAUGUCCAGAUUGAAACAAGUGGGAGAGACUCUUUCGGAGGACGAGAGAGCAGAGUUUCUUCAGGCUUUGUGCCAUAACUUGGACGACGAGGUGGAUUUUGAGCUGUUUCUAAGGGUAUAUUUGAAACUCCAAGCUCAUGCAAGUUCAAGAAUGGGAAGUGGGACAAAGAACUCAUCUGCAUUCCUUAAAGCUGCUACCACAACGUUGCUUCACACCAUUAGUGAAUCUGAGAAGGCGUCUUAUGUUGCUCACAUAAAUCAUUACCUUGGGAAAGAUGCGUUUUUGAGCAAAUACCUUCCUAUUGAUCCUUCAACUAAUGAUCUUUUUGAGAUUGCUAAAGAUGGAGUUCUUCUCUGUAAGCUUAUCAAUGUGGCUGUACCUGGGACAAUUGAUGAACGAGCAAUCAAUACUAAGAGGGCACUCAAUCCAUGGGAAAGGAAUGAAAAUCAUACGCUCUGCCUCAACUCCGCCAAAGCUAUUGGUUGUACUGUUGUCAAUAUAGGGACUCAAGAUUUCAUCGAAGGAAGGCGCCACCUUGUGCUUGGAGUGAUUUCUCAAAUUAUUAAGAUACAACUAUUAGCGGAUCUCAACCUAAAGAAAACACCUCAAUUGUUGGAGUUGAUUGAUGAUAGUAAGGACGUUGAAGAGCUGAUGAGUCUACCACCUGAGAAAAUCUUACUGAGGUGGAUGAAUUUUCAACUAAAGAAAGCUGGAUACAAGAAAAUUGUAACAAACUUCUCUUCUGAUAUCAAGGAUGGAGAGGCUUAUGCUCAUCUCUUAAAUAUUCUUGCACCAGAACACAGCAAUCUAGCUACUUUAUCAGUCAAAGAUCCUUUAGAAAGGGCAAAAUUAAUUCUUGAGCAUGCAGAUAGGAUGGGUUGCAAGAGAUACUUAACCGCAAAAGAUAUUGUGGAAGCUUCUCCAAAUCUUAACCUUGCAUUUGUUGCUCAUAUUUUCCAGCACAGGAAUGGUCUCUCAACCCAAAAGAAACAGAUAUAUUUUAUUGAAACAUUACCAGAUGAUACUCAAAUCUGUAAAGAAGAGAGAGCAUUUCGCUUUUGGAUUAAUAGUCUGGGAAAUUCUACAUACAUCAACAAUGUUUUUGAAGAUGUGAGAAAUGGGUGGGUACUUUUAGAGACCCUUGACAAGGUUUCACCUGGAAUUGUUAAUUGGAAGAUUGCUACUAAGCCUCCAAUUAAAUUGCCAUUUAGGAAAGUGGAAAAUUGUAACCAAGUUGUAAAGAUUGGGAAACAGUUGAAAUUUUCGCUGGUUAAUAUUGCUGGGAAUGAUAUUGUACAGGGGAAUAAGAAAUUAAUAUUGGCAUUUUUGUGGCAAUUGAUGCGUUACAAUAUCCUCCAACUUCUAAAGAACUUGAGAUUCCAUUCCCAUGGAAAGGAAAUCACAGAUUCUGAUAUUCUAGAUUGGGCUAACGCAAAAGUUAGAGAUUCAGGAAGUCAGAAUCACAUGGAUAGUUUCAAGGAUAAAAAUUUGUCAGAUGGGAGUUUUUUCCUUGAGCUGCUUAGUGCUGUGCAACCUAGAGUUGUAAAUUGGAGUCUUGUUACUAAAGGAGAAAGUGAUGAGGAGAAAAAAAUGAAUGCCACGUACAUCAUCAGUAUAGCAAGGAAGCUCGGAUGCUCAAUAUUUUUGCUUCCUGAAGACAUAAUUGAGGUGAAUCAAAAGAUGAUCCUUACAUUGACUGCAAGUAUUAUGUAUUGGUACUUGAAACAACCCGUUGAAGAGAGACCAUCUGGGUCUUCUGAUAGCGAGAAUGGAAGCCAUUUAGAGACAAUUUCCAACUCCACAAUGGAUGACAGUACUUCUGAGUCAUCGAUAGAGGAGAAUGGGAAUAGAUAAAUUGAAGAACUUUUGCCAGAAGUUCUAUAAAUCCUUCCUUCCCAUUCUUUUUUAAUGUUUAUUUUUAAAUUUGAUUGCAAAGCUCUUUGGUCCAAAAGUUUGAUAGGGAGUGGAAUGUCUUAAAUGCAAAUUUUGAUGAAGUGCAUAUGUGAAUAGUUUUAAAUUUCCUUGUAUUGAUUAAUAUGGAAUUUUAAUUAUAUUUUGUCAAUAUUACAGUAAUCACCUUGCUCAAUAUAAAAUCCCAGAUUCUCAACCUUUA